Messenger RNA from Heterobasidion irregulare TC 32-1, 784 nucleotides. RefSeq lists its product as uncharacterized. Gene Ontology annotation, cellular component: COPI vesicle coat. The transcript is spliced from 3 exons. Gene Ontology annotation, biological process: intra-Golgi vesicle-mediated transport; intracellular protein transport; retrograde vesicle-mediated transport, Golgi to endoplasmic reticulum. Lineage: Eukaryota; Fungi; Basidiomycota; Agaricomycetes; Russulales; Bondarzewiaceae. The record is from RefSeq and is a predicted model, not a curated record. The coding region runs from base 24 to 593 and encodes 189 amino acids.
GACAUCGUCGAAAUACGCACACGAUGAAUCUCUCGUUAUACGCCGUGAAUGCUUUCGUCGUCAUCGACUCGGACGGCCACCGCGUUCUGGCCAAAUACUAUAGUCCGAAGGGGCAGAGCUAUCUUGGCGGAGAGGACUUCAACAAAGGUCUUCACACAUUCAAGGAACAACGAGCUUUUGAGAAGGGCUUGUUCCAGAAGACCAAGAAGCCCGGAGGCGAGAUCAUCCUUUACGACGGACAUCUGGUUGUCUACAAGCAUUCGCUUGACGUUAUAUUCUACCUGAUUGGCGGGCCAUCGGAGAACGAGCUGAUGCUGCACUCUGCACUGACGGCGUACUCUGACGCUCUUCAUAUGCUCUUGCGGAACCAGGUCGAGAAGCGGGGGCUGCUGGAGAACUUGGAUCUCGUGGUGCUGUGCUUGGAUGAGACUAUCGACGACGGGAUUAUCGUGGAGACAGACUCGACAACGAUUGCCUCGCGCGUCAGUCGACCAAAAGCCGAUACGACGGACAUCGUAAUCAACGAACAGACACUGAUGAAUGCGUAUCAGACGAUGAAGGAGAAAAUGCAGCAGAGAAUUGGGCAGCUAUAGGGCUGAUUCGCCGUUCGCUCUGUGUGUACUUUUUGUCUAUCUUUGUGUUCGCCCUUCGAUGAUAUCACUACUUUCGAGUAUGUUUGACAUGCACAUUAGGGUUCAGUGAUGUAAGUUCCUCAGUUUCGCCGUUUCGAACGCCGCGGACGGCUGUCAAAAUUGAUCUGGGCUGUGAUACCAGCAUACCACUC